Molecule: messenger RNA, 1938 nt
Organism: Auanema sp. JU1783
Lineage: Eukaryota; Metazoa; Nematoda; Chromadorea; Rhabditida; Rhabditidae
Source: the annotation of a GenBank genome assembly
AUGGGUGAUAUUGAAGACGGAUUCGAUGUAGCAAACAUCGGUGCUUCCAGGAGCGGCGAAGUUCAGAUUAAGAUUCGAACAAAAAAAGAUCGCCAAGAUAAAGGUCAACUAGAUUCUUUUGUGCCUGGCAUAACCCCCGUCUUUGUCAAAACAUGGGGAUGUUCACAUAAUUCUAGUGAUAGUGAGUAUAUGGCUGGAAUCCUGGCUAAGGCGGGAUAUCCUAUCGUUACUGAUCAGAAAGAGGCAGCAAUAUGGGUAUUGAACAGCUGUACCGUAAAAACUCCUUCGGAAACACAAGCAAGCAAUUUCGUUAAGAUGGCUCAGGACGAAGGCAAAUAUCUGGUAAUGGCAGGAUGUGUUUCUCAAGCUGCUCCUGAUGAGCCUUGGCUGAAAGGUGUAUCCAUUAUUGGCGUCAAGCAAAUUGAUCGGAUAGUGGAAGUUGUUGAGGAGACAUUAAAAGGAAAUUGCGUACGUUUGCUAUCUCGUAGAAGACCAGAUGCAGGUUUGUCCCUUCCCAAGAUGAGGAAGAACGAUCUGGUUGAAGUGUUGGCAAUCAAUACUGGUUGUCUGAAUAACUGUACAUAUUGCAAAACAAAAUUGGCUCGUGGAGAUUUGAAAAGUUAUCCUCUUGAAGACCUUGUUGAGCAGGCCAGAACUGCAUUUGAUCGCGAUGGUGUAAAAGAAUUGUGGCUUACGUCAGAAGAUUUGGGUGCUUGGGGCCGUGAUAUUGACAUGGUCUUGCCGGAUCUGCUGAAGGAACUAGUGAAGGUUAUCCCCGAAAACUGUAUGAUGCGGUUGGGUAUGACAAACCCUCCGUACAUUUUGGAUUUUCUGAGUGAAAUAGCAGAAAUUCUCAACCACCCUCGUGUAUACUCUUUCUUGCACAUCCCUGUCCAAGCUGGAAGUGACGCGGUUCUGAAAGAUAUGAAGAGGGAAUAUACUGCUGAUGAGUUCCGUGUCAUCAUGGACUAUAUGAUAGAGAAUGUUCCCAACAUAUACAUUGCUACGGAUUUCAUCUGCGCUUUCCCUACUGAGACGGCUGAUGAUUUCGAAGAAAGCAUGGAUCUUGUCCGAAAAUAUCGUUUCCCAUCACUGUUCAUCAAUCAGUACUACCCCAGACAAGGCACCCCGGCUGCUCGUCUGAAGAAAAUUGAUUCUGUGGAAGCCAAACGACGCACAAAUGCUAUGUCUGCUCUCUUCCAUGAAUAUUCCAGAUAUGGACCUGAAAGGGUCGGAGAAAUCCAUGAUGUCCUCUGUUGUGAAGUAGCUUCAGAUCGCGUACACGCUGUUGGUCAUAAUAAAAGUUAUGAACACAUGUUGGUUCCGAUGAGAGAUGGCCUGAUCGGUUCGUGGGCCAGAGUCCGUGUUACAGAAGCAGGGAAAUUCCAUAUGAAAACGGAAUUCGUAGACAGUGCAGAACCUCAAUCAGCCAAGUCAUCAAAUCGCUCGUACACCUCGGCAUUUGUAGCUUUCCUUGUCUUUGGCCGAAUGGUGAGCGUAGCUCCAUGGAAGGCACAUACGGGUGUCGUUCCACGUCAACGUGAUGCUGACGGAUAUAGAAUCCGUGCUGCUGGCGUUUGCAUCAAAGGGAUCGGCCCCGAUGCCGUCGUGCUCCUUGUAAGUGCAGGAAAGAAUCAUGAGAAAUGGGUCAUUCCUGGAGGAGGUGUUGAGACUAAUGAAAAUCAUGAACAAGCAGCUAUAAGAGAACUGGAAGAAGAAGCUGGUGUUCGUGCUGAUGCGAUUGAAAAAGUUGGAGUAUUCCAGGAUGACGAUAAACAUCAUCGCACUACUGUUUUUCUCAUGAGAGUUCGUGAGGAAUUGGAGCAUUGGAUGGAGGGAGAGUGUGGUCGACGAAGGAUAUGGGUUCCCGUCAUGGACGGUGUUGAACAUUUGAAGUCAUCACAUCGAGACAUAUUAAACGCUGUCCUAUCGCGGUAG